CCCACUCCACUUUCACUUGCGCGCCUCCUUCACUCUCUCUCACACAGUGCCUCCAUUACUCCCUCUCACACACACCAGCCUCCAUCAGUCACCGGCCUCCACAUACACAAGAGAAUUUGAUUUCUUUCUUCCCAAAGCCCAAAACCCAAAACCCAGUUACAGACCUAAGAGAGAAUUUUCUUCCACGGCAUUUUUAAAAAAAAAAAUCAUAAAUCACUUUCUUCUCCUCAAACCCCAGUCACAGACCCGAGGCGAAUUUCGGUCUUAAUUUUGGAAACAGAAAAGAAAGGAAGAGAGAACUUGGAAAGCUAAAAGGAAUAGAAGAAGAGAGAGAAAUACCAAAGAAAUAACCAGUUCUUGCAUCUUGCUUCUUUGCUCUUUUGCUCUUCUGUGUGUUUCAACUUUCAACCAUGGCUCGUCCCUUUGCUCUGUCCUUAUCCGUUCUCGUUCCUUUGCUCUUCUUGAGUUUAGGCAGUGCACUUCAAUUAGGUCUUAGCGUUGGAACCAUGGCUCAUUCCGUGAGCCAAGAAAACUCCCCAACGUUGACCUAUGAAUAUGAGGUCUUUGUUAGUUUUAGUGCAGAAGAUACCCACAAAAGUUUUACCUGCCAUCUCUUCGGUGCUUUAGACCGUAAAGGGAUUCAUGUGUAUAAAUCGGGAUUUAUUCAGACUGAACCAAUGAAGGCAAUCGAGAAAUCAAGGAUUGCAGUUGCGGUGUUCUCUAAAAACUAUGGUAAUUCGGAGUGGUGCCUGGAUGAGCUGGUUAAGAUCAUGGAAUGCAAAAGGUUGUUCAAUCAAAGGGUGAUCCCUAUUUUCUACGAUGUGUCUCCAUCCGAGGUGCGAAAACAGAAGGGCAAUUUCGCGGAGGUGUUAUUGAAUGGCUCCGGAGACAAGGUGAACAGUUGGAGGGUUGCUUUGACAGACGCUGCAAACUUGGCCGGCUUACACUUGAAGCCAUUCCAUCUGGAGUCAGAAUUUUUAGAAGAAAUUGUGGAGAGCAUUUGGAAAAUACUAAAGGACGAGGAAUCAGCUACCGCCCCAUCCCGUGGUCAACACUCUGUACCAAUCAUCACUCCGCAAAAUGACUUUUCAUUACGUCAUAAUGAGUGGACUUUCCCUUUUUUUUUUUUCCCAAAAACGUAAUAUUAAGUGAUUUGCUGAUGUCAUAAAUGACGACAUUAACAUGUGAAAGGAGAUCCCUUUCAUCCAGUCUUUCUAACUUUGACUUGCUCAAAAAAAAAUUCCCUUUCAAGUAAAUCCUAGUCCACGUGGAGUCGAUUCAUCCCUCCUUUCCUUCCCUGCUUUUAUUCAUCUUCGCGGCUGCCUUUUGUUAUUCCUUUCUUCUGUUCUUAUUAUCUUUUGUUAAAUCCUAUUCCACGUGGUGAAAGCUUUUUUUUUUUUUCCCUUUUUUGUUUUUUGUCUUGUAUUUUUUUUUUUUCAUCGCCAUUAUUAUUGUUUUGUUUCUACGUCGGGGGUCCACAUCAACGAGAAGUAUGGGGCUCAAAAAAAAAAGAACGACAGGUUCGUGAAAAAAUGCAAGAGAGCAUGGGGCUCACUAAUUGGAUCAUUCUCAGCCCGUAAUAAACAUUUGUUAAAAGAACAUGUUACUGAUACCCAGAAUUAGCUCUUGGGAAUUGGGACCCAUCCCUUCUUUUCUGUAAACAAUAUGUAUGCAACACUUCCACCUCUGCAUAUUUGCUAAGUUAUUUACUGCCACUAUUAACUUUUAUAGUUGUCAUAUCACCUGUUUCAUUGCAU
Quercus robur (English oak) is the source of this 1757-nucleotide messenger RNA. RefSeq names its product disease resistance protein RPV1-like. The coding region runs from base 411 to 1142 and encodes 243 amino acids. Gene Ontology annotation, biological process: signal transduction. The record is from RefSeq and is a predicted model, not a curated record. Lineage: Eukaryota; Viridiplantae; Streptophyta; Magnoliopsida; Fagales; Fagaceae. The transcript has 3 exons.